Molecule: messenger RNA, 2299 nt
Organism: Apis florea (little honeybee)
Lineage: Eukaryota; Metazoa; Arthropoda; Insecta; Hymenoptera; Apidae
Biological process (GO): regulation of transcription by RNA polymerase II
Cellular component (GO): nucleus; nucleoplasm
Molecular function (GO): DNA-binding transcription repressor activity, RNA polymerase II-specific; DNA-binding transcription activator activity, RNA polymerase II-specific; RNA polymerase II cis-regulatory region sequence-specific DNA binding
Source: RefSeq, a predicted model, not a curated record
UAUACAUUGCGAACGGAUUAAAAGUAAAUCACGACGCGAUCGCAUCAAAUAGGAAGAUAUUAAUCAAAGCAUCAUCUUCGAGGAAAUCGAAGAUUGAGGUGAAAGCGGUGUUCAAGUGCAUCCAGUGCAAAUGGCGGUUGAGAUCUUGGAAAUUGCUUCGUAAACAUAUGCAGCGAUAUUUGCUGAGUUAUAUUAAUUAUAUUAUAUUAAUUUACAAGAAAAGAGGCCUUUAACAUUGUAUAUAAAUAGAUCAUUAUAUAAGUUGGAUUCAUAAAAAUAAGAAUAUCAGAGGAUUUUAUUUUCUUCUGUUGAAAAUAUUGAAUAUUAUUGAUGUAAUAAUGAAAGUUUGAUUAAUACUCGUUGUAGAUUAAGCGAAAGAAGAAAUAUUUGUAAUAGUUGUAGGUAUACGCGAUCAGGGAUUUAUUGUAAGUACAAAAUAAACGAUAGUAAGUAUUUAUCGUUUUUAUUAAAGUAAUAUAUAUAAUAUAUUAUUAUUAUAUCUUAUAAAUUUUUUUGUAUUAUUAACAUAAGAAUUACAAUAUUAUGGUAAUUUGAAAAUGAUAUGCAGUGUCCUAUGUAAGUAUUGUAAUUGCAUACAUAUACAUAUUGCAUAAUUUUUGCAUCAAUGUUUUUAAAAAUAUUAAUCUUUGACAAAUAUUUAGAACUGAACAACAUUUGGAUGAAAAUUAAAAGUUAAAAAAAUAACAGUGAUAAUGGUGAUAAAUAUUCUGAAGAAUAGAAUUCUAAUAUAUUCAAAUAUAAAAUUUAAAAGUUUACUUCUUACUUCUUUCAGGAAAUCAACGCAGCGUUUAACAUCGAAGAGCAAAGCCAUCGCUGGUAAUCAAACGAGAAACCAAUUAAAAUCCUCGUACAAAUCGUCAAGCAUCCUACAAAGAAGAAUCCUGUUCCGAGCAUCGAAAAAUCGAAAACGCAGAAGCAACAGGCGUUUGAACAACUCUUCUAGUCGCAUUGAAACGAAAAAUAUUCCCGCCAAUUGUACAAAUUUCAAACAAGGGAAAAUAAAGGAGGAGAAAAGAGCAAACAAUUGUUCGGAAAAAUUGAAAAAUAACGAGAAUUGUUCGCAGCAGGAUCAUUUGUACAAAAAACUCCACGAUGGCACGUAUACCUGCGACAUUUGCCAAACCACUUUCGAACAGAAGAGCAAGAUCCUCCGCCAUAUUACCAGCAAACACAGCUUCCAUCGACCGUUCAAGUGUUCAACUUGCGACAAAACGUUCAAGUAUAAUUGCGACUUGAAGGCCCAUCGGUUGGUCCAUCAAGAUAUCGAUUCCAGUUUGUUGCAUUGCUGCGACAAGUGCGAUUACCGCACGAAAACAAAGAACAAUCUCAAGUCUCACUACAUCAGAAGGCAUACCGAUGAUUACAAAUUCGCCUGUGAACAUUGCGGAAAACGUUUCAAGAUGGAGUGGGAUUUGAAGUUUCAUAUCGGGACGCACAGCAAUUCUCAGCACAUGUGCGACAUCUGUGGAAAAUUUUACACGAGCAAUUAUUCGUUGUACAAGCACAGAAAGGUGGCGCAUCUGAACGAGUACAAGUUCCAAUGUAACGUUUGCAACAAGAGGCUGUUGACGCAAGAGAAUUUGGACAAUCACAUGCAACAACACAGUAGAACGUACGAAUGCAAAGAGUGUGGAAAGGUGUUCGCCUCGAAGAGGUAUCUGGCGACGCACACGACUACUCACACAGGUGUGAAACCGUACACGUGUAACAUCUGCAAGAAGAACUUCAGAACGUCUCAUAUGAGGAAUACUCAUCUAUUGACCCAUUCUGCGGAAAGGCCGCAUAUUUGUGAUCUCUGUGGACAAUCUUUUAAGAGGAGAUAUUACAUGAUAGAGCAUCGAAGAAAGCAUCCUGAUGCUCAUCUGUCCUCGCCUCCUGUGCCUCUUGGAAAGAGAAAAAGUGUCGUCGAAUUGGGAGCUAAUACCGUUGCUGACUUCCAAUCAGAGAUUUCUUUGUAACAUAAUAAUAUAUUUUAUUAGAUUUCGCAAUAAGUUUAUCUCUAAUAAGCUUUUGUACUUGUAUCUGUCUAUGUUUUAAAUAUCUUGUACCAUUUUAAUCUAUGUUUUGAAGGAACUUAUGCUAUAUAUAUAUAUAUAAAUCGAUCUAAGAUCUGAGAAACGUAAAGUGCGUGAUAAAUUAUAAUAACAGAACAAUGUAAUAUUUUUAAAUCUUAAAAAAAUGUAAAAGAAUAAUUAAUAUUAACUAUAUAGAAGACUGUAAAACAGUCUUGUAUGUAUAGAUUAAAGUUCAUAAAACAUGAGGAAUAUUUUCAAAAUAA